Penicillium longicatenatum is the source of this 597-nucleotide messenger RNA. RefSeq names its product putative phosphoglycerate mutase family protein. The transcript has 3 exons. Lineage: Eukaryota; Fungi; Ascomycota; Eurotiomycetes; Eurotiales; Aspergillaceae. The record is from RefSeq and is a predicted model, not a curated record. The coding region runs from base 1 to 597 and encodes 198 amino acids.
AUGCUUUGGCGGUCAGCAUGUCAGGUAUCCUUCUGCCUCUUCUCUCUCGCAGCAGGAGUAGCAUCUGAAGUAGCAGGCAAUACCCAUCGCCCAAUAAUAUACCUCAUCCGUCAUGGCGAAAAGUCCGGCGACCCGAACGAUCAUGAGUUAACCUAUGAGGGGAUCAUGCGCGCCGAAUGUUUACGUGAUUUCUUCGGUGCCGACUCCGGAUAUAAUAUUAGCUAUAUCAUGGCGCCGGCGAUGGAAAAAAAUGGCGAGCAUGGUCGCGCUUUGAAGACUGCCCUUCCCCUUGCAAAAGAUCUCGGUCUAGAAGUGGACGUGCAUUGCGGGAAGCAAAUGGGCGCAUUCGAGCUGCAAUGCGUUGCGGAUGCCGCUCGGUCUUACGAUGGGCCUGGUAAUGUUCUUCUUGUUUGGCGACAUAAAAGUAUGGCGACGAUUGCAAAGUUGUUGGGAGUGAAACAUCAUGUUAAGUAUCCUAAGAAGCGUUAUGACAUUAUGUGGACUAUUCCACACCCCUAUAAUCGGGUAACAGAGGUCCAGAGUGAGCAUUGUCCUGGGCUGGACAUGGAAACUGAGAGGUUGAUCGUUCAACAUUGA